GGCAACCUAAAGAGCGAAGAGAAACGGAGAAAAAAAGAGAGAGCAAUGGAGGCGAGGGUUUCAGGAGUGCCCGAAGACGAGGAGUCCGGCCUCCUCCCGCGCCAGUCGGCGGCGGCGGCAGCCGGCCGGCGACCUUCCUCCUCGUCCGCGUUCCCCCGCCGCGCGCCUCCGCCGGCGGUUUGGGCGACGGUGGACGGGCCCCUGGGGAUGCCACUGGAGGACGCGGAGGGCCACGCGCGGCGCUUCUUCCUGUGGGGCUUCGCGUGCCUCCCCUUCCUCUGGGCCAUUAACUUCUGCUACUUCUGGCCCGUGCUCCGCUCCCCUGCCGCCUCCUCGCCGCCCGCCUUCGCCUCCAUCCGCCCCUAUGUUGUGCGAUCCGUGAUUGGCUUUACCAUCUUCGCUGCUGUUCUUCUCACCUGGGCCACGACUUUCAUAGUCGGGGGUGAGCGGUUGUUCGGGCCAGCAUGGAACGAUCUCGUGAUGUACAACGUCGCGGACAAGCUCGGUCUCACCGGAUUCAUGGGGUAGCUUCUGUUGCACGCACGUCGGUUUCUGCGGACCAUCUUAUUCUCUCGCUGGCUGUACCUUGUGAUAUAGCAUUGAUGUUCUGUAAUAUGAGUCACUGGUUACAGACUGAAGUUUGGUGUGAGCCUUGAGUUGUAGUAGAAAGACGAAGAUGGGAUGCUCCUGACACUGUCAGUUUAUCACCUGGGCCUAGGACUGAAAGCCCAUAAGAAGCAAAUGAGGAAAUAUAAAGGGCCCAGCCCAGGUUCAGUUAGUC
Molecule: messenger RNA, 781 nt
Organism: Brachypodium distachyon (stiff brome)
Lineage: Eukaryota; Viridiplantae; Streptophyta; Magnoliopsida; Poales; Poaceae
Product: probable gamma-secretase subunit PEN-2
Exons: 2
Coding region: 46-528 (160 amino acids)
Cellular component (GO): gamma-secretase complex
Source: RefSeq, a predicted model, not a curated record